GGGAACUCCUCUGAGGUAACUCCUCUGAGGUCUGUUCCUGGAGCGCCGACAUGGAGUGCGUCCAGAGCCUCUACCGUGAGUGGUGCGAAAGUCAGCCACACUGGUUUGAAAUCGGACCCCUGGACUUGCUGGAGCGCAAAGGCUCCCUGACCCUGCGCUCCCACCACAAGAAAUACUCCAAGCCCGUGUUGGUGUACUCCUGGCACCGGGACAGAGAAGCUUUUCCCAAAGAUUAUGAUAUAGAGAGUUCCACGGAAGUGAAAAAGCUGUGUAAUUCAACAUAUUGGCGACUUGGAACUGAUGAGCCCCCGAUUUGGAUAUCAGAAACACAUGAACAGAUGUCGCAAGUUUGUUUAAACACAGAAUUGGCUGAAAUAAAGAGUAAAGCCUUAUUAAAUGAGGAAACAUUAUGCUCUGGGAUUAUUGGAAGGGACACCGGGUCGCCUGCCACAGGCUUUGGAGCUGUCUUUACUAGACACCCACCAGACUGGGGAAAAAUGUACACAUUGACCACAUAUGCGGAAGAAUACGCUCCACCAUAUGACUAUCCGUCACGUGGUUACCGCUGUCAAGAUGAUUAUUCAGUAGUCCACAGAAAAUGUCGUUCUCAGUUCACAGAUCUAAAUGGUUCCAAAAGAUUUGGUAUCAACACCUGGCAUGACGAGAGUGGGAUUUAUGCUAAUUCAUAUAUAAAACGAAAACUCUACCCAUUCACUGGGGGCCCUAUUGUUCCCUUUUUAAAAUAAGAUGUGAAAUCAGUUUCUCUGACUAAUGAAAGAAUAAUAGAUAUAACAGUUGGUGAUUUGUCUAUAUCAGUAAAUGCACUGGAAAUGUUACUA
Molecule: messenger RNA, 839 nt
Organism: Lepus europaeus (European hare)
Lineage: Eukaryota; Metazoa; Chordata; Mammalia; Lagomorpha; Leporidae
Gene: CFAP95
Product: cilia and flagella associated protein 95
Exons: 6
Coding region: 51-746 (231 amino acids)
Cellular component (GO): plasma membrane
Source: RefSeq, a predicted model, not a curated record